Messenger RNA from Anoplopoma fimbria (sablefish), 2151 nucleotides. RefSeq names its product sterile alpha and TIR motif containing 1 (gene sarm1). Gene Ontology annotation, molecular function: protein binding; signaling adaptor activity; NAD+ nucleosidase activity. Bases 1 to 2151 code for a protein of 716 amino acids. The transcript has 8 exons. NCBI's taxonomy places the organism in Eukaryota, Metazoa, Chordata, Actinopteri, Perciformes, Anoplopomatidae. Gene Ontology annotation, cellular component: dendrite. Gene Ontology annotation, biological process: negative regulation of MyD88-independent toll-like receptor signaling pathway; signal transduction; response to axon injury. The record is from RefSeq and is a predicted model, not a curated record.
AUGCUCUUGUCUCUGACGCUCUUCCUGUGGAGGCUCUACCGACAUUUCUCCAUCAUGUUCAGCUCAGAAAGACUCACAGUCCCGGAGUAUGUCAGCCGGCUGCAGAGAGGGAGGAGCGGACCCGGACCCGCAUCGGGCUCUGAACCCAAAGCAGUCUCUCCAGGCAUCCACGCCGACGUCCAGGCGGUGCUGAACACCUCCAUCCCCGCCCUGCGCUCCGCCAUCAGGAGGCUGAAGUCCUCCAGUGAAACCUCUGAUUCGGAUGAGACCCGCGGUGCAGUGGCGGAGCUCUUCCAGCUGGUGGAGGAGGCCUGGGUUUUGCCCGCUGUGGGCCGCCAAGUGGCCGAGGAGAUCUGCAACAGGAUCCGUCUGGAUGGAGGCCUGGAGCUGCUGCUGCAGCUUCAACAGACACCUGCUGUGGAGAUCACCUAUGAGUCUGCAAAGCUGCUGGAGCAGAUACUGAUCUCAGAGAACAGAGAUUACAUAGCACGUAUGGGUCUGGGGGUCGUCCUCAACCUGACUCGACAUCAGGAAGACGCCCAGCUGGCUCGCAGUGUCUCAGGGAUCCUGGAGCACAUGUUCAAACACAGCGAGGAGACGUCGGUCCACCUCAUCUCUAACGGUGCCCUGGACGCCCUCCUCUUCUGGUGCCGAGGUACGGACCCCACUGUGCUGCGCCACUGUGCUGUGGCUCUAGCAAACUGUGCCAUGUACGGAGGCCACCGCUGCCAGCGAUUGAUGAUCGAGAAACAGGCCGCCGAGUGGCUUUUCCCACUGGCCUUUUCCAAAGAGGAUGAACUCAUUCGCUUCCACGCGUGUCUGGCCGUGACAGUGUUAGCUGCAAACAAAGAAAUUGAGAAAGAGGUGGUGAAAUCUGGAACCUUGGAGUUGGUGGAGCCGUUCAUUGCUUCUUUGGACCCGGAUGACUUUGCCCGCAGUUUGUUGGACAGUGCAGACUGCAUGCAGGGUAAGACAGCGGCUGAUCUGCAGCAUCUUUUGCCAUUACUGGAUGGCACAAGAGCGGAAGGAAAGUGCAUUGCAGCCUUUUACCUUUGUGUUGAGACCAGCAUCAAGUCUCGCCAGCGCAACACUAAGAUAUUUCAAGAGAUCGGAGCGGUGCAGAGCCUCAAAAGAAUUGUCAUGUACUCCACUAAUGGCACGGCCUGCACCCUCGCCAAGCGGGCACUGAGCAUGAUGGGGGAGGAAGUGCCCAAACAUAUCCUGUCAUGUGUGCCCAACUGGAAAACCUUUGAAGUGCAGACCUGGCUGCAGCAGGUUGGCUUUAGUGCCUACUGUGACCGGUUCCAGGAGCUCCAGGUGGAUGGAGACCUCCUGCUGAACAUCACAGACCAGGAACUGAGCACUGAUCUUGGCAUGACUGCAGGCCUCACUCGCAAGAGGUUUUUGAGAGACUUGCGUGUGUUGAAGACGUAUGCCAACUACUCAACAUGUGACCCAAACAAUAUGGCUGACUGGUUGGUUGAGGUGGACCCUCGUUUCCGUCAGUACACCUAUGGCCUGGUCCAGUCAGGCGUGGAUCGCAACAUUGUCCAGAGCCUGACCGAUCUGCAGCUCCAACACGACUGCCACAUAGACAACGGAGUCCACAGGGCCAGGAUACUCUCUGCUAACCGAAGGCCCUCAAAACCGUGCCACGCAGAUGCCCAGCCUGCAGGGCCCGACGUGUUCAUCAGCUAUCGUCGGACCACCGGCUCCCAGCUGGCCAGUCUUCUGAAGGUGCACCUGCAGGUCCGAGGAUACAGUGUCUUCAUAGAUGUGGAGAAGCUGGAGUCCGGUAAAUUCGAGGACAAACUGAUCCAGAGCGUUCAGCGGGCCCGUAACUUCAUCCUGGUCCUGUCCGCCAACGCGCUCGACAAGUGCAUGGGUGACACCGCCAUGAAGGACUGGGUGCAUAAGGAGAUAGCCACAGCCUUGGCUGGUAAGAAGAACAUAGUUCCUGUCACAGAUAAAUUUAUGUGGCCCGAUCCCACAUCUCUGCCGGAGGACAUGAGAGCAAUUCUGAACUUCAAUGGAAUCAAAUGGUCCCAUGAAUAUCAAGAGGCCACGAUUGAGAAAAUCCUACGCUUCCUGAAAGGACAACAAGACCAAACCGACGGCAUAGACGCCUCCAAAGGGCAGAAAAAUAAAUAA